AACCGACACCUCUGUUGCUGUCGUCUUCCUGCUCUCCCCCAGUCCGUGAAUCAUAUUAGCACAAAGUUUGCUUUUUUAUCUACGACGACAUUGCAGCAUUGGACCGCCGAGUAGCCGAAAAUGGUGUUUAAAUUGACUGUCAACAGUGCCAGGAGGGUCACGAGGACGCUGUGGCUGCUCGUGCUAGUGAGUCUGUCUGUGAGCAUCUGUGUGUGCCGAGCAUCUUCACCUCAAGAGGAGGACAGUGCCAUGGAGAACAUCGUUACAGAGAAGAGGGCUGAGGAGAGCCACCGGCAGGACAGCGCGGACCUGCUCAUCUUCAUCAUGCUCCUCACCCUCACCAUCCUGACCAUCUGGUUGUUCAAACACCGGAGAUUCAGGUUCCUGCACGAAACUGGACUGGCGAUGAUUUAUGGCGUACUUGUCGGCGUGGUCCUGCGUUAUGGCAUCCACGUUCCUCGGGACAUCAGCAACGUCACGAUGAGCUGCCACGUGAACGCCAGCCCCCCCUCCCUGCUGGUCAACGUCAGCGGCAAAUUCUACGAGUACACUCUGAAAGGAGAGAUCGGUGCCAACGAGGUGAACGAUAUACAAGAUAAUGAGAUGCUGAGAAAGGUGACCUUUGACCCUGAAGUGUUCUUCAAUAUUCUCCUCCCACCCAUCAUCUUCCACGCUGGCUACAGCUUGAAAAGGAGACACUUUUUCCGUAACAUGGGAUCCAUCCUGGCUUACGCCUUCCUGGGGACAGUUGUUUCCUGUUUUGUUAUUGGGCUGCUGAUGUACGGCUGUGUGGUGCUAAUGAAGCGGGUGGGACAGCUGGCUGGAGACUUCUUCUUCACCGAUUGUCUGUUCUUUGGAGCCAUUGUCUCAGCCACUGACCCCGUGACGGUCCUGGCUAUCUUCAACGAGCUGGAGGUCGACGUGGAUCUGUACGCUUUGCUGUUUGGAGAGAGCGUGCUCAACGAUGCGGUGGCCGUGGUUCUGUCCUCGUCUAUAGUAGCUUACCAGCCACAAGGGGACAACACGUUCGAGGUCAUGGCGUUGCUGAAGUCUUUCGGGAUGUUCCUCGGAGUUUUCAGCGGCUCCUUUGCUCUGGGAGUGGCCACCGGGGUCGUCACUGCUCUCGUGACUAAGUUCACCAAGCUGAGAGAUUUCCCGCUGUUGGAGACGGCUCUGUUCUUCCUCAUGUCAUGGAGCACAUUCCUGCUGGCUGAAGCCUGUGGCUUCACAGGUGUUGUCGCUGUGCUGUUCUGUGGCAUCACUCAGGCUCAUUACACCUUCAACAACCUGUCUCCUGAUUCCCAGGACAGGACCAAACAGCUGUUUGAGCUGCUAAAUUUCCUGGCAGAGAACUUCAUCUUCUCCUACAUGGGUCUGACCCUGUUCACCUUCCAGAGCCAUGUCUUUAAUCCCAUGUUCAUUGUCGGAGCUUUUGUGGCAGUGUUCCUGGGGAGAGCUGCGAACAUCUACCCUCUCUCGUUCCUUCUUAAUCUGGGACGACGCAACAAGAUCAGGUCCAACUUCCAGCACAUGAUGAUGUUUGCGGGGCUACGAGGCGCGAUGACGUUUGCCCUGUCCAUCAGAGACACGGCGACAUACGCCCGUCAGAUGAUGUUUUCCACCACUCUGCUCGUGGUCUUCUUUACAGUUUGGGUUUGUGGAGGUGGCACCACCCAGAUGUUGUCCUGCCAGCGUAUUCGAGUGGGAGUGGACUCUGAUCAAGAUAACCCUGUGAGCAUCACUGAAGGCUCAGAGAGAAGAAGCACCAAACAAGAAAGUGCCUGGCUUUUCAGAAUUUGGUACAACUUCGACCACAACUACCUGAAGCCCAUCCUGACUCACAGCGGCCCCCCUCUCACAGCCACGCUGCCUCCCUGCUGCGGCCCCCUCGCCCGCUUCCUCACCAGCCCUCAGGCCUAUGAGAAUGAGUGCCAGUUGAAGGACGACGACUCUGACCUCAUCCUGUCGGACGGUGAUCUCAACCUGACCUAUGGCGAUAUCACAGUCAGCACAGAUGCGUCAGGUUCCCACACGAGCGGCGGUCCGGCCUUCGCUGGCGCCGCCAUCUCUGACGACUUGGACAGAGAGUUGACGUGCGGAGAUCACGAGCUGGUGAUGAGGGGCACACGCCUGGUGCUGCCCAUGGAUGACUCUGACCCGCCCUUUACGGACCCCCACCACCGCUUGCGGAUGUGAAGAAAGUCUUUUUAACGCAGACCCAGACAACCGUCCGACUCUGACUGAUCCAAGCUAUUGAGCAAACGACCCGUACCUGACACUCCCUCUUUUGUUCCUCCACUUGUUUUCCCCUUUUGCUCCUGCCUCAUUCCUCUUUCCCCCCCACACAUCUCUCAGUUCCAUUUCCUCACUUCCUCUUGUGGCAAAUCCCCGUCUCUACCUCAUUCUCGCUCUGCUCGCUUCCACACCUCUCUGACAUCUGCCAUAAUUGUAAUAUAGUCUUUAUUUAUUUUAGGGUUUUGUUGGUAAUUGAGUACCAGUUUCUCUUAGUUUUGCUUAAAGCUGUGUGUCAGUCACCUUACUGUAGCAUUGCUCAGAGGUCUAGCAGCAUGUGAUAGUGUGUAAAUGCAAGUACCAACCACUAGCUAAUUUGUCAAUGUACAGUAUACCACAAGAGUACUAUAACUUUGAUAUGCAUGCUGAGGAUGCUCGCUGUUUUAUUCUUAUGGGAGGUUGAGGGCUUUUGUGUUUUGGGUCUAACCUUGAAUGUUGCUGCCUUCUCUCUGCGCAUCAGAGGCAUGCUGACCCAGUGGACUACUUUACUGUACAUUUUGUUACAAUCAAGUGCCUGGGAAUUGUAGUUUUAAGCCUGGCAACCCAUACUGGAUUCGCUCUUGGAAGCAAGGCCACUUUAGGAUGGGCUGUAGUUUUUCUUUGUAAAAAGAA
Messenger RNA from Anarrhichthys ocellatus (wolf-eel), 2904 nucleotides. It is a transcript of the gene slc9a6a, whose product is annotated as solute carrier family 9 member A6a. The record is from RefSeq and is a predicted model, not a curated record. Bases 121 to 2196 code for a protein of 691 amino acids. Gene Ontology annotation, cellular component: recycling endosome; plasma membrane. Gene Ontology annotation, molecular function: potassium:proton antiporter activity; sodium:proton antiporter activity. The transcript is spliced from 16 exons. Gene Ontology annotation, biological process: proton transmembrane transport; potassium ion transmembrane transport; sodium ion import across plasma membrane. Lineage: Eukaryota; Metazoa; Chordata; Actinopteri; Perciformes; Anarhichadidae.